CGCAUGACCUUAAAGAUUAUGAUGCCAUAAUUAUGGAGGAAAUGCUUGGAUCCGAGCAUUUACUCGUAAACAUAGAAUAGCGAUGUACUGAAGAAACAGUGAAGGCCUACUUGAAAACAGUCGAAAGUUAUCUUUUUUUCAAUAGAAAGAACAAUAUUUGCUAGGACAAGCAUUCAGAAAGAUUGAAUAACUGUAAAAUGGCCACCGAGAUAAUGGAUUCUCAUUCUCAUAAUAUUACGGUGGAUGUAGAUUAUGUCCUAAAAUAUGGAGAUCCACGAGUAAUUUCUUAUCCUUUGAUGGAUUCACCAUACAAGACAUACGCAGGUGUUAUCAUUUUUCUUAUUUAUAUCAAAAUAAUUGGACCUAAGAUGAUGAAAAACAGGAAUCCAUAUGAUUUAAGAACACCGAUGCUUCUUUACAACAUUGUUCUUGUAGCUUUAAGUGGAUGGAUGUUUUAUAGG
Molecule: messenger RNA, 461 nt
Organism: Parasteatoda tepidariorum (common house spider)
Lineage: Eukaryota; Metazoa; Arthropoda; Arachnida; Araneae; Theridiidae
Source: RefSeq, a predicted model, not a curated record